Molecule: messenger RNA, 1866 nt
Organism: Aspergillus eucalypticola CBS 122712
Lineage: Eukaryota; Fungi; Ascomycota; Eurotiomycetes; Eurotiales; Aspergillaceae
Product: co-chaperone SGT1
Exons: 2
Coding region: 174-1592 (472 amino acids)
Biological process (GO): protein stabilization
Molecular function (GO): protein-folding chaperone binding
Source: RefSeq, a predicted model, not a curated record
CUGCACUUCACUUUCACUAAUUCCUUAUUUUCUUUGGAUUAUUUCCUUAUAAACAACAAAACCUCACCUUUCCCAUCUCACACCCAGCUCCUACAUAACCACAUACCACCUACCUACCUACCCACCCAACAAACACAACACAACACAACACCAACAUACACCCCAAAUCCAAAAUGAACGCCGCCUCUCUCGGCGACACCGCGCUCCAAUCCUCCGACCCCACCACCGCAACCCUGCACUACACCACCGCGCUGCUCACGCACCCCCGAUCGCCCAGCUACUUCAUCAAGCGCUCCACCGCCUUCUCACGCCUAAAGCCAACGCCGAACCUCCCCGCCGCGCUCCGCGAUGCCGAGUCCGCUGUUCUGCUUGCUCGCGAGCGGGGCAAACGCGAGUUGAUCGUUGAGGCGCAGAUGCGCAGAGCUAUUGUCUUGUUUCUCAUGGGGAGAUAUGUUGCUGCUGAGGGGGUGGUGGGGGUUGUGGAGCGGAUGGUAGGGUUGGAUAAAGAUGGGGAUGGGGAAAAUAAGGAGGAGAAGGUGAGGAGGGCGAUGGGGGGUGCAUCGGGUGGUGCUGGGAAGGGUGUCGAGGCGGAGGUGAGGAUUUGGGGGGCGAAGAUUAGGGCGAAGGUUCAGGGUUUGAAUGGGAAUGAGGAUGGGGAUGGGGAGAAGGUAGAGGAGGUUCCGGUGGGGGUGAAGGUGCCGGGGGAGAAGGAGUUGAGGGCGCAGUUGGAGGAGUUGAGGGGGGGUAGGAGUAAGAGUACGAUUGGGGGUGUUAGUGGUGAUGAGGGUCAGAAGGUUGAGGAUAAUACGGCUGCUGAGAAGGAGGAGGUGGAGGAGAAAUCUGAGGUUAAAGAAACUCAGCAGCAGCAGCAGCAGCAGCAGCAAGUCAAGGUCCGGCAUGAAUGGUACCAGUCCGGAGAGACGGUUGUCGUGACGUUAUAUGUGAAAGGCGUGCCUAAGGAUAAAGUGGCUAUUGAGCUGAAAGAGGACUCGACAUCUCUCCAAUUCCCCCUCCCCUCCGGCGCCGAAUACGACUUCACCCUCGACCCGCUCUUCGCCCCCAUCGACCCCUCCACCUCGAAGGUCUCCGUCUUCUCCACCAAGAUCGAAAUCUCCCUGCGCAAGAAAUCUCCCGGCCAGAAAUGGAGCGCCUUGGAAUCAUCCAUCGGAGUUACUCCCCAGCCUGUUACAACUACAUUUACACCCACCACCACACAAGUCAAACCACAAGCGCAAGGCCCAUCAUACCCUACCUCCUCCCGCCACGGCGCCAAAGACUGGGAUAAGCUUGCUUCAAGCCUAACCCAGAAGUCGAAGAAGGACAAACCCAAGUAUAAAGACGCGACUAAGGCAGAAGGAAAAGGAGAAGGAGAAGGAGAAGAUGAUGAAGCAUCCGACGCCGAAUCCAUCAACUCGGACUUCGGAGGCGGCGAUGCCGUCGAUGGGUUCUUCAAGAAACUCUACGCUAAUGCGGACCCGGAUACUCGUCGCGCUAUGGUGAAGAGUUAUGUGGAGAGUCAGGGGACUUCGUUGAGUACGAAUUGGGAUGAGGUCGGUCAGGGGCCGGUUAAGGUUAGGCCGCCUAGUGAGUAAGUAGGCUUCUUUCUUCUAAUCCUUCUCUACUGGGAGGGAUAGAAUGGGUGAAGGAAGAUGGAAGAAGGGAGGAGGAGAAGAAGGGGAAAUGCGAAUUGCAAGCGUGGAGUUUAUAUUCAUGGUCUACUUACUUACUAUCCAUGUUGUGGGUGCAUGUGGGUGGUGUUUAUGGUUUGGUAGUUUGAUUUCUCCUCUUCUCUUUUUGUCUUGCUAGUUGCUUAGCUACUUCGCUUAGUUCUGCUCUGCUUGUGUAAUGGUAAUCUGUUUGAGAUUU